This is a messenger RNA of Dioscorea cayenensis subsp. rotundata (Guinea yam), 878 nucleotides long. RefSeq names its product receptor-like protein EIX2. Lineage: Eukaryota; Viridiplantae; Streptophyta; Magnoliopsida; Dioscoreales; Dioscoreaceae. The record is from RefSeq and is a predicted model, not a curated record. Bases 138 to 878 code for a protein of 246 amino acids. Gene Ontology annotation, molecular function: protein binding. The transcript has 4 exons.
UAGUCACAAGCAUAGACUUAUCAAACAAUAAGCUUUCCUGUGACUUGCCUAAGGAACUGACCAAACUACAAGGGCUUCAUUUUUUAAAUCUUUCUAGCAACCUUCUCAAUGGAAGGAUACCAGAAAACAUAGGUGACAUGAAGCAGCUGGAAUCACUGGAUCUGUCAGAGAACAAUUUGUUUGGUACCAUUCCUUCAAGCAUAUCAACUUUGAACUUCUUGGCCUAUUUGAAUGUAUCGCACAACAAUUUGUCUGGAAAAAUUCCAUCAGGCACUCAACUUCAGUCUUUUGAUCAAUCGGCCUAUAAUUGGAAUCAUGGUCUCUGUGGAUCGCCUCUUCAGAAUUGUGCUAAUGAGAUGAAUCCCCCGGCUGUAUAUGAGGAAGACAGGAAAGGAGAUUGGGCAGAGAUGUUAUGGCUUUACAUAGGUCUUGCAAUGGGAUUCAUAAUUGGCCUCUGGAUGAUCUUUGGUACCUUUAUCAUCAAGCAAACCAUAAGAAUUGCUUAUUUCCAAUCCAUUGACAAAGUAUAUGACUGGAUAUAUGUUAAGGUGGUUGUGCACUCUCGGAGGCUGAAAUUGACUUUCUCAAGGAGGAACCAAGGUCCAAGUAGCAAGGCAGGAGGUCAAGUAGUUUAUAUCAAUAAAGUGAUGUCAGUAUAUUACGCUAAUUAUUUGGAGAUCUCUUCAAUUGGCAUCUUCGUCCUGUUUGCUAGAGUUUUGGAGAAUGCCUUUAAAAAGAACAUUGAGAAAUGUUAUUGCCAUGAACUUGGAGAUAUUCUCUGCUCCUUAGGAGUUGGUCGAUCAAGGAGAUUUGGGCCAUUUGGCCAUCUUGGUUUGACUGUGAAUUUGAUCACACAUGAAGACCACUUCAAGGUGUAA